AUGUCUUUCCGUGGAGGACGAGGAGGUGGAUUUGACCGCGGAGGUCGCGGCGGCGGCGGUGGCUUCAGAGGAGGAGCAAGAGGCGGUCGCGGUGGUUUCCAACAAUCGUACGGACCGCCAGACCAAGUCUACGGUAUGCCUCGACAGCACAGAUCGAGCUCGAAAAGCCCCAGGGCUCUCCUUGUACGUACUAACAUGACUUCCGCUACAGAGAUGGGCACCUUCAUGCACGCCACCGAAGGCGAAAUGGUCUGCGAAUCCAUCAACCCGAAAAUCCCCUACUUCAACGCGCCCAUCUACCUCGAGAACAAGACGCCCAUUGGCAAAGUCGACGAGAUCCUCGGUCCCCUGAAUCAGGUCUUCUUCACCAUCAAGCCGCAAGAGGGCAUCCAGGCGACGAGUUUCAAGAACGGAGAUAAAUUCUACAUCGGAGGGGAUAAGUUGUUGCCUCUGGAGAAAUUCUUGCCGAAGCCGAAGCCUCCGCCAGGCGCGCCCAAGGUGAAGAAGCCGAGAGGCGCGGGUGGUAUGGGACGUGGAGGAAGAGGUGCGCCGCGAGGUGGUAGAGGUGCGCCGAGAGGCCGGGGUGGACCGCCCGGGCGUGGUGGAUCGAGGGGUUUCGGCGGUGGACGCGGAGGUGGUGGAUUCAGCAGGGGGUCUGGUAGUGGUGGAUUCAGUAGAGGUGCGCCGAGAGGAAGAGGCAGAGGGUAUUAG
Messenger RNA from Lecanosticta acicola, 711 nucleotides. Lineage: Eukaryota; Fungi; Ascomycota; Dothideomycetes; Mycosphaerellales; Mycosphaerellaceae. The record is from the annotation of a GenBank genome assembly.